AUGGCUUCCCCCCGUGCUGCCGAUCUACCUGUCGAGAAGGCCCCUGUUGACGCGCAAUCGGUCUCCAAUGAGUCCGAUUCCAGCAACGAGGAGGGCUGGGAAGAUGUUGAGCCCGAGGACGACUCGCAGCCGGUCGUCGAUCUUUUCUCUGAGACAGUCUACCCUGAUGUGCGCUCAAUGCUCCAGAUGUGCAAGGAGAAGCAUAACUUCGAUCUGCUGAAAAUCCAAAAGGAUCUAGGUCUCGACUUCUUGGACUCGAUCAAACUGGUCAACUAUAUUCGCUCCCAGGUGAAGGCUGGUAAUACCACCCCCGAUGUCUCUUCCAAGUCGCGAUUUGAAGACGAUGCGUAUAUGAAGCCCGUGCUCGAAGACGAUGCCCUUCUCUAUAGCUUGGAUGAUAUCGCCGAAGAGCAGAAUGAAGAUGCAGCUCCUGGUGGUGAUGCUGAGCGUCGGGUUCUUGAACUGCAGGAGGACCUAGAGCGGUUGCAGACGCAAUUUUCGGAGUACAGGACCGCCGUCCAGAAGUCCAUGGAAGAUCAAUUGACCAAGGAGGAUGAGAAGCUGGAACCCGGUGUCUCAGCCAAGAGCUCUGCCGACAAGACCGAGGAGGUCGAUGCUGACUAUUUCAGUUCUUACUCCUACAACACCAUUCACGAGUCUAUGCUCAAGGACACCAUUCGUACCGAUGCCUAUCGUGAUUUCGUCUACGAGAACAAGCACCUUUUCAAGGACAAGGUCGUUCUGGACGUUGGAUGUGGAACCGGCAUUCUGUCCAUGUUCUGCGCCAAGGCCGGCGCGAAGAAGGUCAUUUCGGUCGAUAACUCGAACAUCAUUGACCGUGCUAAGGAGAUUGUUUAUGACAAUGGUCUUGGUGAGGUCAUCACCUGUAUUCGUGGCAAGAUCGAGGAAGUCACUCUCCCGGUCGAGAAGGUCGACAUCAUCAUAUCCGAGUGGAUGGGAUACGGUCUUCUCUUCGAGGCCAUGUUUGACUCCGUCAUCUAUGCCAGGGACCGCUACCUGACUCCGGAUGGUCUAAUGGUUCCCUCCCAUGCCACUCUGCGCGUUGCGCCCUUCGCCGACCCGGAUUUCGUUGCGUCACACAUCUCAUUCUGGCACAAUGUGUACGGCUUCAAGAUGACGAGCAUGCUCUUGAACAUCUAUGACGAGGCUCUCGUUCGCGGUGUUCAGUCUAAAACCAUUCCCGGCGACUCAAACAUUUUCCUGCCAUUGCCCCUCCACACCAUUACGGUUGAAGAGCUGAACUUCAUCAAGGAGUUCGAAUUUACUUUGAAUGAGGACAUCGAUGCUCUUGAUGGCUUCGCUAUUUGGUUCGAUAUCUUUUUCAUGCCCUCAAGAGACUCUCCCGUCCCUGAAAAUGCAAUUCCCUCUGAAAUGCAGAAGAAGGGAAUUGUUGCAUUCACUACCGGACCGGAUGGUAUCGAGACUCACUGGAUGCAGACCAUCCUCCUCAUUGAUCACGGAAAGGAAGAGCCGAAGCCACUUAAGAAGGGCCAGUCUUUCACAGGAAAGGUCGGGUACCAGAGAAAGCAGAAUGGAUCUCGCGGUCUGGAUAUCACUAUCGAUUGGCAAGGUGGUGAAGAUGCUACGGGCCACCAACAAUGGGCUCUCCAGUGA
Messenger RNA from Penicillium argentinense, 1635 nucleotides. Its product is annotated as protein arginine methyltransferase RmtB. The transcript is spliced from 4 exons. Lineage: Eukaryota; Fungi; Ascomycota; Eurotiomycetes; Eurotiales; Aspergillaceae. The record is from RefSeq and is a predicted model, not a curated record. Gene Ontology annotation, cellular component: nucleus. Gene Ontology annotation, biological process: peptidyl-arginine methylation. The coding region runs from base 1 to 1635 and encodes 544 amino acids. Gene Ontology annotation, molecular function: protein-arginine N-methyltransferase activity.